Messenger RNA from Cotesia glomerata, 462 nucleotides. It is a transcript of the gene Dpm3, whose product is annotated as dolichol-phosphate mannosyltransferase subunit 3. The transcript has 3 exons. Bases 113 to 418 code for a protein of 101 amino acids. NCBI's taxonomy places the organism in Eukaryota, Metazoa, Arthropoda, Insecta, Hymenoptera, Braconidae. Gene Ontology annotation, biological process: GPI anchor biosynthetic process. The record is from RefSeq and is a predicted model, not a curated record. Gene Ontology annotation, cellular component: dolichol-phosphate-mannose synthase complex; endoplasmic reticulum membrane.
AUGACGUUUUGUGUGUUAAAGACUCAAGACUUGGAGGUUAUUGUGUUAUCAACAAAUAUUAGGUCAGAGGUAUAAAACAUAAGGGGUUUUUUUAUAAAAUAAUAAACAUAAGAUGACUAAGUUAAUGGAAUGGGUGUUUUGCUUGACUCUCUUUUUGGGACCGUGGACAGCCGCAGUAACCGGCACAAUAAAAUCGCCUUGGAUAAAUGAACAUUGGACAUUACUGUUAAUAUUGCCGAUUGUUUUAGUUAUUACCUUUGGAAUUUACGCUUUGUCUGUUGUUUUGUACCGCACUUUUACGUUCAAUAAUUGCGAAGAGGCUGCGAAGCAGCUUCAACAACAAAUCGCACAAGCGCAAGCAGAAUUAAGAAUAAAAGGAAUUUUACCCCGGGACCCAAAAGGAUCUGAACUAAUGUAAAUUAACUUAUAUAUAAUAAAUAAAAAAAUUUAUUAAUUACAAAA